This is a messenger RNA of Ogataea polymorpha, 3703 nucleotides long. RefSeq lists its product as uncharacterized. Bases 1 to 2328 code for a protein of 775 amino acids. Gene Ontology annotation, molecular function: DNA-binding transcription factor activity, RNA polymerase II-specific; zinc ion binding; transcription cis-regulatory region binding. Gene Ontology annotation, cellular component: nucleus. The transcript has a single exon. NCBI's taxonomy places the organism in Eukaryota, Fungi, Ascomycota, Pichiomycetes, Pichiales, Pichiaceae. The record is from RefSeq and is a predicted model, not a curated record. Gene Ontology annotation, biological process: regulation of DNA-templated transcription.
AUGAAAAAGGAGGUCUCCGCAGUACCGGAUUCUGACUUUGCCAACAAGUUUCGUCGGGUGCGCGCGUGUGCGAGAUGCCAUCGUCUCAAGAUGCGCUGCGUGUACGAGGACCCGAAUUUUGAGAGCUGCACUCGGUGCUUCAAGGCGAGUUUGAAAUGUUCCAUCACUGAAGACCCUACGGAGACAACUGCACGCUCGCGGCCGCGCAAGAAGAUCAAGCUCAAGGGCACGGGGCCCCUUAGCGCGCUCCAGACCAGCAUGGGGGAGGCGACAAGGCUUUUCCAGACGCUCCAAAGACAGAUGUCAGAAACAACAAACAAUAGUACAGUGACUCUGGACGGCCAAAAACUGGAUUUUUCGAGCCUGGACGAAAAUUUGAAUCCAGAGAGCCUGUCACAGUUGCAAUCGCAGCUCACAGACCUACAAAGGCUGCUGGCUCAUGCAGUCACUUUCAGUAAGGACGUGUAUCUCAGCUCCAAAGACCAAAGUGUCGCUUCUUCAAUCAAUUCGAUGAAGGAGGGCCCUGUGAAAAGUAUGCCAAACCUGCCUUUUGUUGCUUACGGUCCAAAUUUGGUCAAGGAGUUGAUAAAGCUUAAGAUUCUGAGCGAGGAUGACGCCCGCUCGAGAUUCGAGUAUUUUCUUAGCGAUGUGCUGUGCUACUGGCCCUGUGUCUCAAUUCCAUCGCAUUACACGUUUGACUGGCUUUUGGAGAAUGAGCCGCUUGUGUUGCUGGCGUUCAUCACCGUCACGUGUCUCAACGAGGCCGAUUUACACGAUACUCUGCUCUACUAUCUAGACAACAAUCUUGCGCAAAGAGUGGGCGUCCUGGGCGACAUUUCCCCCACUCUAGUGCAAGUUUACCUGGCCCUGUCGCUGUGGUGUUCUCCUCCACGCAAGUGGGGGUCAUACAAGCACCAGAUGAGUCUGUUGACAGCUUUGAACUUGACACUGUGUCUCGACCUCGGCAACGAGGCCCAUCGAACGGGUCCCAACGUGCUUAAGGAUGGUUCCGAAGAGCGCAAAAUUCUGCGCACAUACAUCGGCGUGUAUUCUUGCUGUGGAUCGCUGGGAUUGUCUCUUCCACGCUUCAAAGUGGUGAGCUGGACAAAAACGCACGAACGCUGUUGUCAAGUCUUGCUGAUGGGCGAGGUAAGCAGAUACGACCGGUUCCUUGCAUACUAUGCGCGGCUCGUGGCCAUUGGCGAAGAGAUAUUUCAAUUUCUGUGCCCGACAACGGCUUCUCCGUCGUUGGCUACGCGGCUGAACAUGCUUUUCAGUGCCGACAAAGAAACGCAGGACGAGAACUCGUUCCCGCACGAGAGUCUGCGCGCAAUGAUGAUCAGCUACGAGAAGAAGAUGCAGAAAUUGGCCACCGAAAGCGGCCUGCUCACGUCGGAGUCGAAGGAGAAAAAUCUGCUCUCCAUCAUCUACUACCAGCUGCUCAUGACGAUGUAUGACUAUGUGGUUUGCCGUGUUCUCGUGCGCAAGGACACGCUCACAGACGUUUAUUUGCAGACUCUGGACCGUCUUGUGCGGGCCAGCAUCAAGGUUGUGGACUCAUUUGUUGCUCUGAGCGACCAGACAUCGACGUUUCCUACUUUUUUCUACUACAGACCUAUGCAUGCGCUCGUUGCCCUGAUUCGGUCCCGACUGCUGGUGAAGUCGCAACGGCUGGACGUUGACGUGAAUGUGGAGCACGAGUAUGAGCGCGUGGCUGCUGCGCUGGCCAAAGUCGCUGCGCAGAGCAAGGUUGCUUCUCGGAUGACAAUGAUUCUCACACGGGUGCGCAAAUGGAUGCAGGUGUCGAACAAUUUCAACAGAGACGGCGCCACGAACUCGAUGGUAGACCUUCUGGACGAGCUGGGCAAGGAGAAAGCGGUUGAGAACAUCAGCGUCAACCUGAAGGGCAAGAAGGAGGGCGACAACGGGCAUCUGAAUCCGGACUCACGCAUCCAAUUCAACAAAUUUAUAAACUACAGCGCAGACAACAUGUCGCGCAAAAACGGCCGCAAGCUCUCGAUGAGCUCGUCGCGGCCGCAGAGCCGUUCGGGCUCGACGUACAUCCCGUCGCCGAUCGGUUUGAAUUCCAGCGAGAACAAUGACUCGCCAGGUAACGGAAGCGAGACGAUGGACCGGAUUCCAGAAUUAGGCAGCCUCGGACUCGAAAACUCUAUGGAACACACAACCGAGUCCCAAAAUUUGCUAAACGACAUCUUCUCGCAGAUAGACUCCGACAUACUCAACUUCAACGAAAACUCGGUGAUGGAAAUGAUGCCAGAGACCGACCUGAAUAUUUUCGGGCGUGAGGAGGGCUACGGGUUUUGGUGAAAAAUAUUAGAACGCUCACUUUGUACAGUACUUGAUAAAUUCGCUCUAUUCACAAGAUUGUCACAUCUAUUAGUCUUGAUUGAUGGCAUGAUAUCUUUUUCCACGGAACCCGAAGGUCUGCUGGUUAUAUUGGAAUACCUCAUGCGGAUUGUAGUCGUUGAGCUCCCAUUUAGUGGAUCCAAACACGUUCGGCACGAUGUCCAUCAAAAUGUCCAAGUCGUCAGAGUAGUUCUGGACGAGCCAGUUGUAGUCUCUCUGUAUGUCGCUGGUGUGGUAUCCUGUCACGAACACACCGCACUUGGAGUCUAAAAGACCCGGAAUGCUCUUCUCCCACAGCUCGGUGGAGACUCCGGAGCCCAUUCUCGGAUGGAAGCAGAAAAACACGUCGAGGUAUGGAUCGUAUGGGAAAAAGUCCUGGGCCUCGUGCAGCACGCUGAAGUCGUGAGUGUGGUAGUAGAAACAUAAUGUGUCGUCGACUCGCUUGACUAUCGGUCUCUCGGAAACAAGAUACUGCUUCUUUUCCCUAUCGUAGUAAGAUUCGGGACCAAUGAAAUGCAGCUCGAAAGAAAUACCGGGGAAUAAAUAUGUCAGCUCUUUCCACACGAACCCCGGCAACAUGGACUCGGACUUCGAGUUCAGCAGGAAAAUCCGUAUAGGACGGUCCUUCAACGACGAAACUCUUGUGUCUGGAUACAAAGUGUAUCUCAAAGCCGCCAGACUCUUGAGACCUUCGACGGAAACAGGACCCUUGGGCUUGAGGAAGUACGGGGAGUACUGAUGCACGAUGGACGCGAUGGUGCACGGGAAGCUCAGCAUCUUGGUAACAACAGCCAGCUGGAACUCUGUGUCCAUCGAAUAAAAGCGUCUCGUGUAUAAGUACGUAUCCCAGCUAGCAAAGUUGACGAGGGUGUCUUGCGGCUGCUGCGACGGGAAAUCAAACUCCGGGAACUGUCUUCCGGAUCUCAGGUCGUGCUCAUAGAUGUUGACUUUUUUCAAGAUUUCGUACCUUUUGGAAUCGUGGUAAUUGGUGUCUUGCUCCCACGCCUCUCUGGAGUGAUGCGUGGGUAUACCCGAAUAUGGACAGGUGUAAUUGAUAUCUUUGUUUGUGACGGGACACUUGGCCUUUGCCCGGAUGGUGGCAGCCCGCAUUCUUAAGUCCGGCGAAGGCGACUGGUCCCACGGAUGGAAUCUGUUUUCUGGCGUAGGAUCAUCAGGAGAAGGCGGUGGGUCCAUACAGAGCACACUGCGAAUAAAGGAGCCGAUCUGACGACUGCAAACGGGGUUUGCAACACCCCCUUGCACGGUCUUGCUAAUUUGGACGCGGACAAACAUGUAGCCCAGCAACUUUUUAUCUAAACAGGACACUUAGAAGCUC